GUGUCCAUCGCAGACUUGGGUAUUGAUUGGAAAGAUCUUACUAAACGAACUCUACCAUUGCCGGAUCAUAAUCAAUUCGCAGUCCAACACAAUCGGGACGAUGACGGGUUUUCACGGCUAUACCUUUCUCUCUCGAAAACAAUGACUCCCAUCAAUUUCGAUUUCGACCUCAACCCGCUCACAGAUGAUGAGGCCAAGCAAUUCCUCCAGGACAUUGUUGAAUCUCCUCCUCAAAACACCAUACCCUACUACGUCGGGCCUAUUGAUACCUCUGGAACACCACUUGCUUCGCUUUUCCCAUCUGGCGCACUUUCGAUACUCGGCGACCUCCCUGGAAUCAAUACCUUGUACAUGCACAUGGGCGAGCGUGGCUCAGGGACUGCUUUCCACUGUGAGGAUGCCCAAUUGCGCUCCUACAACCUCAAUAUUUUUGGGUGGAAGCUCUGGAUAAUGAUCGACCCGAAUGAUACUACCAAAUUUGAAAGGAUGCUUGCGACCAAAUGGGCGCUCCACAAAUGCGACCAGUCUAUACGGCAUCUGAAUAUCAUGGUGAGUCCGAAGAGGUUACUCGAAGAAGAAAUCAAGUUCGAUAUUAUUCGCGCUGGCCCCGGCGACCUGGUUAUAACACGACCACGACAAUAUCACGCAGUUAUCAAUCAAACACCGUCUCUUGCUAUAGCAACCAAUUUCACUGUGCUUAGUGAAGAAGCAAUUCCACGUGGAUGGGUUGUUUGUCCAGAAGACGGGUUCUACGACAAGUACCAAGAGCAUGGUAACAACGAGAACGGCAAUCAGAACAGCGACAAUGACACUGACGCCGCUAUCAGUGUCGGUUGCAGUGAUACCCAAAUCAAAGUUGACAGCAACACAAAGGAUACUAAUACCGAUACCGAUAUCGAAUUAGGUCGUCAACUCGCAAGCCUAACGAUAGACAAUGGUGCGAUCUUGCGAUUCAUGUCAAUCGUAUACGCUUGGGACAGUGCGGACGUCACAUUGAAAAGCUCGUUCGCCUCGAGAAAGCCUACGGACGAGUUGUCAACUGCUAGGCACUACGAUAAUCUACGACGAAAAGCACAAAAUCUCAGUAUUUUGUACACCGUUUUGGGCAUGUCAGCCAGUUUUCGGCUUUCCAAAGUCAUGAAAGAAAAUCAACAUCGACAUCGAGCAAGCGGAAGUUGUAUAUCAGCUGUGUUAGCAGGUCGUGGCAUCGAAGACACUCCUAAAGCGCGGAAGGCAUUCGCGACGGAAAUAUCUGAGGCUCGGAAGAUCAUGAAGAUGGUAGAAGGAUACGAUGGGCUUCUCUGCUUUUUACCCCUUGGGUUUGGUAGUGGGUUCACGUUAAGAGCUUUGACGAGGUUAUCGAACAAAGACCUCGAGACCUUCCGUGCCACCAUUGCUCGGUAUAAAAGCCUAAUGUUGUUGAGUGAGGUGGGCAAUGAGUUUCUACUCUCUGUUUGGGGUGAAGGAGAGUUCAAAGAAAGAUUGUUCCAAAGGAGACAGCUUGGCGAACUGCAAAACCUACCCAACGAAGACCUCAUUAAGUUUCUG
Neurospora tetraspora is the source of this 1548-nucleotide messenger RNA. RefSeq lists its product as uncharacterized. The record is from RefSeq and is a predicted model, not a curated record. The annotation marks the transcript as partial. Gene Ontology annotation, molecular function: histone H3K9 demethylase activity; histone H3K36 demethylase activity. The transcript has 2 exons. Gene Ontology annotation, biological process: chromatin remodeling; regulation of gene expression. Gene Ontology annotation, cellular component: chromatin; nucleus. NCBI's taxonomy places the organism in Eukaryota, Fungi, Ascomycota, Sordariomycetes, Sordariales, Sordariaceae.